GGUCCGCCCUGGUGCUGGCUGCUGCUUGUGGCCUUGGGCAGGCGUGAGUAAAGGGGCCAGGGGCUGCCUGUCCUGCCCGCACCCCGGUGGGGCCUCCCUCCCCCUCCACUGGGUCCAGCCUAGGUUAAUUAUAACUCUGACCUAAGUGCCCUGUGACACCCCGCCCCGGCGGCCCUGACCAGAGACCCAGCAACCAGGUAGGGGAGAGGCCUAGAGCGGAGACUUCCGGUGCGUGGGGGUGUUGGCCUGGGGGUGGGGAGGGGCGUCUUGGGGGAGGAGCCUCAGACCCCUCCCCUGCAGGUGUAAGUCCCUAUUGGUCUGCUAGGCCCUCAGGUUGUCUGGAUGAUUGAAGGGAGAGGGCAGGGAAGCCAGCUGGAGGAGAUAAGGGGCCAGAGCAGGUGCCCAUGGAGACAGGCAAAGCCAGGCCUGCCCUGAAGGCUCUGCUGCUUCCUGCUCUCUCGAGAGCCUUCUGUCCUCCAGGUCCAUGUCUCAGCUAUGCUCCCCGCGGACGUGCCCCUGUGCCACCUGGGCGCCCCAGUGCUGCUGUUGCUGCAGCUACUGCUGCCUCCCGCGUCUGCCUUCUUCCCCAACAUCUGGAGCCUCCUGGCUGCCCCCGGCUCCAUCACCCACCAGGACCUGACCGAGGAGGCGGCCCUCAACGUCACCCUGCAGCUCUUCCUGGAGCAGCCGCCCCCAGGUCGGGCCCCCCUUCGCCUUGAGGACUUCCUGGGCCGCACCCUCCUUGCCGACGACCUCUUUGCCGCCUACUUUGGACCUGGGUAUCCUUCCCGGCGAUACCGAGCAGCCUUGGGAGAGGUGGCUCGUGCCAAUGCCGCCCAGGACUUCCUGCCAACUUCUAGGAAUGACCCUGACCUGCACUUUGAUGCCGAACGGCUGGGCCAGGGGCGCACACGCCUGGUGGGGGCUCUACGGGAGGCUGUGGUGGCGGCCAGAGCCCUUGACCACACCCUGGCUCGCCAGCGCCUCGGGGCUGCGCUUCAUGCCUUGCAGGAUUUCUACAGUCACAGCAACUGGGUGGAACUGGGGAAGCAGCAGCCACACCCUCACCUCCUCUGGCCAAGGCAGGAACUCCGGAGCCUGGCACAAGUGGGCGAUCCUACCUGCUCUGACUGUGAGGAGCUGAGCUGCCCUGGGAAUUUGCUGGGCUUCACACUCCUCACCUCUGGCUACUUUGGAACUCAUCCCUCCAAACCUCCAGGGAAAUGUAGCCAUGGGGGCCAUUUUGACCAGAGCAGCUCCCAGCCACCACGGGGAGGCAUCAACAAGGAUAGCACAUCCCCAGGCUUCUCCCCCCACCACAUGCUGCACCUCCAGGCUGCAAACCUGGCCCUUCUGGCCUCCAUCCAGGCCUUCAGCCUCCUACGAAACCGCCUGGGAGACAGGGGUUUCUCCAGGCUGCUGGACAUCACCCCAGCCUCCAGCCUGAGCUUCGUCCUGGAUACUACAGGCAGCAUGGGUGAGGAGAUCAACGCUGCCAAAAUCCAGGCUCGCCACAUUGUGGAGCAGCGACGGGGCAGCCCCAUGGAGCCCACCCACUACAUCCUGGUGCCUUUCCAUGACCCAGGGUUUGGCCCUGUCUUUAUAACCAGUGACCCUGACACCUUCUGGCAACAACUCAAUGAGAUACAUGCCUUGGGAGGUGGAGAUGAGCCUGAGAUGUGCCUGUCAGCCCUGGAGCUGGCCCUGCUGCACACACCUCCACUCUCAGACAUCUUUGUCUUCACUGAUGCUUCCCCCAAGGAUGCCUUUCUCACCAACCGGGUGGAAUCUCUGACUCAGGAGCGGCGUUGCAGAGUCACAUUCCUGAUAACUGAAGACCCAUCUCGGGUUCAGGGCCGAGCUCGGCGUGAGGUCUUGUCCCCUCUGCGUUUUGAGCCAUAUGAAGCGGUGGCCCUGGCCUCAGGAGGAGAAGUGAUCUUCACCAAAGACCAGUACAUUCGGGAUGUGGCAGCCAUUGUUGGGGACAGCAUAGCUGACCUGGUGACCCUUCCCCUGGAGCCUCCUGUUGUGGUUCCUGAGAGGCCACUUGUGUUCAGUGUGGACAGGCUGCUCCAGAGGGUCACAGUCCGGAUCCACGGGGAGGUCAGCAGCUUCCGGAUCAGAAACCCUGCAGGGGUCUCCCAGGACCAGGAGGAAGGUGAGGGGCCUCUAGGUCACACUCGUCGCUUUGGGCAGUUCUGGCUGGUGAGCAUGAAUGACCCCCUGCAGACAGGAACCUGGGAGAUCCAGGUCACAGCCAAGGGUACCCCCCGGGUGAGAGUGCAAGCCCAGACCUCCCUGGACUUCCUCUUCCACUUUGGGAUCCCCAUGGAGGAUGGACCCCACCCUGGCCUCUACCCCCUGACUCAACCAGUUGCAGGUCUCCAGACCCAGCUGCUGGUGGAAGUGACAGGGCUGGGGUCCAGAGGAAACCCUGGAGAUCCUCUGCCGCAUUUCUCCCACGUCAUCCUUCGAGGGGUCCCACGGGGCGCCGAGCUGGGCCGGGUGCCUUUGGAGCCCAUGGGGCCCCGGAAGCGAGGUCUCCUCGCUGCCACCCUACCCCCUACGCUUCUGUCCACCGCGGGACCCUUCUCUCUGGAGCUGAUUGGCCAGGACGGAGUGGGGCAGGGCCUGCACCGGGCGGCUCCCCAGCCCUCUGCUGUAGUUCCUGUCCUUCUGGAGGUGAGAUGCCUGCGGAAGGUGCGGCUGGGGCUGGAGAAAACAGGCCGUGCUCUUCCCCUGACCGGCCCUCCUCCACAGCUCAGUGGUCCCCCAGGUUUCCUGGCGCCGGGCACCAAGGCCCCGCUCAGCCUCCGCAUUGCCAGCUUCUCGGGCCCUCAGGAUCUUGAUCUUAGGACAUCAGUCAACCCCAGCUUUGCUCUCACCUUCAACCUCUCCAGGGUUCGCCUGGAGCAGAAUGAGUCCGCCUGGGGGCGCCUGUGGCUGGAGGUACCAGACACAGCGGCCUCAAACUCCGUGGUGAUGGUGACUGUGUCUGCAACAACGGAUGGAGAAGCCAGCACAGUGCCCCCGACCCAUGCCUUCCUCCGGCUCCUGGUGCUGGCCCCCACCCCACAGGACCAGCUCCCUGCCCCUGUCCACUCGACUGACCCUGUCCUCACCGCCGGCAGCUCUGCCUUUCAUCUUCCCACUUUGGGGACUCGGAGCAUGGCUGGGGGAGGGCUGGUGGGCAACCCCUGGUGGCGCACAGUUGGAGUGCUGCUGCUGCUGCUAGGCCUGGCCUCCUGGUGACACCACAGCCCCUAGAGGGAUGGGUCUCCAGCACUGUUUGCCAUCUUGCCUCAUUGGUGAGAAUGUAACAUGGGCCUCAGGACCCUACCUCUCCCAGGUGGGAUGGAGGUUUUCUUUCUCAUGCACUUGUCCCUUCUCUUUCCUUCCCAGACUGGGAUACAGGGCAAUGGAUAUUCCCAUAAUGCACUUUCCCUAACCCUUGUGGGAAACAAACCAGGCUCAUUUUUGGAGAAAGUUGCUUUCUAUCUCUCUGUAGCAUCUUUAUUCUACUACUUAUUCAGGCUCCCCCAAGCUCAGGUAGAGGGGAAGAUAUGUGGGGCAGUGACUAGGAUUGGAAGUAGGGAGGAGAGUACCCCACCUCCUACCAAAAAGUAUUAUUUAUAGAAUUCCUUUUAUUGAAAUUCUGGAGACGCCUCUAUUUUAUUUUUGAAAUUCUGGAGAUGCUUCUAUUUUAUUUUUGUAUUUAAAGUUGAAGGACAGUGCCAAUAAACGUCUUCUCCCCAGAGACAUUUAAAAGAUAUCAGUUAUACAUAUCACAUAGGGAAGAGUGAGAGCAUAAGAUACCAAAAAGAUGAAAUGGAAGUUUUCAGGAGCAGAGAAGAAACUUUACACCAAGAUGUUUGGAUUUCAGUUGACCCCCGACCCUAAGCCAUUUAGCUGUUGAGUCAAGAAGCAGAAUAAGGAGACUGGGGGUUCUGACUCAGCCUCAACAGAAAAACUGAGGGGAACCACAUGAGACCUUAGACACGGGUAGGGCCCCUCCGUCCAUUGGGGCAGCCUGGCUGAGCCACCUCCCUCUUUGGCUUAGGGACUCCUUUCUGCUGCCUUGACACCUCCUGGAGAAAAGGAGAGAGACAGCCUGGGCCUCCGUACCCCCCCUCCUACUGAGGCCCAGGGCUCUGCCCUCCCCCCAUUCCUCUGCUGCUUACCUGUUGCUGCCACACGUGCUGCUCCCUUGGCCUUCCCUUCCAGCCCUGGGUGGGGCAGGAACGAGCUUUGUUCAGGGGACGGGGGGAGAACUGGGGGGAAUUUCACCAGUUUGUUAGACCGGUGCUGACCCCAAGUCCCCCCUUUACCCCCACUUCCCAAAAGUCUAAACUAAAAACAAUAAACUCACCUUCCCCUGAAUCAGAUUCUGCAAACAGAUGUUCACCUUUUGAAUCUGGGCUAACUGGGGGCCACCAGGCUCUGAGUGUAAAUCUGUUAGAAAAUUCUAAAGCAGGAGUUGGAGGCAGACAACAUGGUGUAAACUUGAGUUCCAUCUGCCACUCUUCUGUCACCACAAGCCAUUCCUCUCCUCCAUCUGGAUACCCUCAUCCCAGUUCCCUGCCAGGCAGGUUGGAAAUUCCAGUACUCUCCACUCCAUAUCUGUAACAGUUCAGUUCCUCCAUCCCCCUCAAAUAGCAUAGCACCCACUUUCUCCAUUCUUCAUGGAUCCUCCCUGUCCAUCCCUGACUCAUUGGAACAAUCCAGACCACUCUCCCAUCUCCAUGGAGUGAUCCAAAUUGUGUCCCUCUGAGUGGAAUGCAGACCAGCCUCCUCUAGGCCCAACAAUGAACACCAGCCUAAUACUUGGUGGCAUCCUGUCAUUACAAUGCUGCUUCCAAUUCAUGAUCCCUGUCCAUUAACUCUUGCCUUUCCAGGAUGGUGUCAGGCUGUGUCCACAUGUCCCUGCUACCCCUGCCUCCACACACUGUGGGCCAGCCCCGUACCUCACCAAGGGCCCCCAGAUACAGCUGCUGUUGCUGGGCCUCCCUCAGACGGCCCUCAUACCAGGCCUGGCUAUGCUCCAGCAGCUCCAGCCCCUGCCACAGGGCAUCCUGUUCUCGCUCCAGAGCCUGCAUCCUCUGCAGCUGAAAAAGACAAGAAGCAGAGGCUGACUCACUCCACAGCAGGGCUCUGGGCCAUGCACGGCCCUUACUCUUAACCCCUGGUUGGGUUCACUGUCUGGUCACUGAGUGUGAGCCGACUGAAGACCUGGAGGGCAAGGGAAAGCAGGGAACUAGACUUAUGAGUCCUCAAAAUUGAGUGGAACUGCAGGAGACUGAUCUAGGGAGAGGGGCUUCCUUGGGACCUCUUAUGGGACUGAUACUCACCCAGAGGAAGAAGCGCUGGGCCCCUGGGUCUUGGCGGCUUGUCUCCAGUGGCAGCAGCAGAACCGUGUAGGGGGCCUGCACCAGGGGCAGCCCACCAGGACCCCGGCUCCCCAUGGCUCUGAGGUGGGAAGGGUGGAGCCACACCCACUGGUGCAGGGCUGGUCCCUCCCUUU
Molecule: messenger RNA, 5521 nt
Organism: Hippopotamus amphibius kiboko
Lineage: Eukaryota; Metazoa; Chordata; Mammalia; Artiodactyla; Hippopotamidae
Gene: VWA7
Product: von Willebrand factor A domain containing 7
Exons: 15
Coding region: 496-3252 (918 amino acids)
Source: RefSeq, a predicted model, not a curated record